AGUGUAAUCUGCGCGCAGUUUGGACUACCAUCAUCACCGGCAGUGCGCCGCGGACCCGUACCGUACCGUAUCGCUCUCUCCUGGAGCCACUUCUCGGACUUUAGCCGUCUCUUCACCAAGACAGGAUCGUGAACAUGAGCACCUUCUCCGUGCCUACCUUUUUGGCCGUGUACCUGGCGCUGUGCGGGGGCUACCUGCGGAACGCACGGGCGGGCUCCGUUGUGCUCAAUUCGAACGCGAUCAAGAACCUACCCGGUGGCGGAGUUUCACACCCGAGCCUGUCGGUCAGCGUCAGUCCCCGCGCAUCACCCGCGGUUGGCGGCGUUGGUCAAGUGGGAGCCACUGGCACCUCAUCGCCCUCAAGCUGCAAGGCAGACCGGCAGUGUGGAGCCAAUGAGUUCUGUAACGAGUCCCGUGGCGCAUGCCUACCGUGUCGUAAACGCAGGAAGCGGUGUGGCCGUGACGCCAUGUGCUGCGCAGGGAACCGGUGCAUUAAUGGUGUGUGCCAACCCGCUGAAAUGGAUGUCCAACCCCGCGGUGGUGCUGAUGACGGCACCAAACUCGGAGGCAACCCAAAGCACGGGCAGAACGUCACCGGUGCGCCGAAAAAGAAAACACCCAGCCAGGGUCACAAAACGCCCAAAGGCGGUGAUGGGGAGACGUGCCUUCGGUCGUCCGACUGUGGGGAAGGGCUGUGUUGCGCGCGACACUUCUGGACGCGCAUCUGUAAGCCCGUACUGACAGAGGGACAGGUGUGCACUAGACACCGCCGCAAAGGCGGCCAAGGCCUGGAAAUCUUCCAACGGUGCGACUGCAAGCCGGGACUCACCUGCCGAGUUCAGAAAGGAGCCCGACAGCAUCGUGAGCAGCAGCAGGAGCAGCAGCUGCAGCAACAGCAGCAGCAACAGCAGCAACAGCAGCAGCAGCAGCAACCAAGACAAGAGAGACACAGAGACUUACACACCUGCCAAAGACGCUGAGGCGCUCCAGACACAGUGUCGCCACACACACACACACACACACACACACACACACACACACACACACACACACACACACACACACACACACACACUUGCUUGGGUCCCUAGGGAAUGCAGGGGGUGGACGCAGCGAGGGGUGAGAUGAAAUCCAACGCUGCGGAAGGAUGCGACGAUAGAAACGGACUGAUCGGAUUUCUCGGAUGGGAUGGGGAGAAAACGCCACAGCGAGCGGAAAUGUCGCAUCGGAUACUCUGCUUCUGAUAUGCUGCUUCCUGAUGGCCAUCGGAAAAAGAAAAACUGCGGAGUAAUUUAGUUUCCCUUUAUAAGGAAUUUGAUCCUGUCAAUAUUGCAGUAAAUUACUGUAUUGUAAAUACUAAACUAGAAGUGGCGCUUUGCUUGACUGGUGGAUUCAGUAACACUACUAGCCUAAUAUAAGAUCAGGAGCUGCAUGAUGCUAUUCUAGUCUAAAUGCUCUAAAACAUAUGAUUUAUAUUGUUAUUAUUGUUGUUAUUUACUACAUGUGAUAUAAAAUGCCUCUAUUUUUAUUUCUGAACAAAGAAAUGUAAAUAAUAUUGUUUUUAUUAAAGUAUACUA
Molecule: messenger RNA, 1577 nt
Organism: Sardina pilchardus (European sardine)
Lineage: Eukaryota; Metazoa; Chordata; Actinopteri; Clupeiformes; Clupeidae
Gene: dkk1a
Product: dickkopf WNT signaling pathway inhibitor 1a
Exons: 4
Coding region: 135-980 (281 amino acids)
Biological process (GO): multicellular organism development; negative regulation of canonical Wnt signaling pathway
Cellular component (GO): extracellular region
Molecular function (GO): co-receptor binding; receptor antagonist activity
Source: RefSeq, a predicted model, not a curated record